UUUGAUGCAAGCGGGGCCAGUAAAUAGCUCCGAUGUCUCGUGAGCGUCGGGGUAUGUCUCCAGCAGCUGUGCUCUUUCAAAUCGUGAAGAGCCUGGAGAGGGAAGAGCGGCAUGAUGAAGCUAUACAGACGCUGGAGGUCUGGUAGGAGAACUGAUGAAGAUACCUCCCUACCCACAUACGAUGACUUUCAACCAAUGGAAACCCAUGAGCAAGAAGAGAUGGUUCAAUCAUUUGAAAGGCAGCAUGCUCAACAGAGUGCUUUAUGGAGGGGAGUAUUUUCGUUCCUCUUGCUGUGCUUCGCUGUUUUCCUAAUCUUUUCGAUAUACCAGCAAGCCUUAUCUCCGUGGGAAUUGAGGUAUCAUGCUUAUUUCAUGGAUGAGAUCUCGUCCUGGGUUGUCAUAGUAGCAGAUUCUGUGGCAGUAUUAGCUUGCAUAUUUGCUGUUAAUGGACUCAUUCAGUACACCAGCUCUCAUUAUCGCCAAUGGAUUUAUUAUUCCCUGUUCACUGGCAUUUUGGUGGCUAUUUUUUGGUUGUAUCAUAUGCUAAGGCUGCCAAGUUUUAGAUGGGAUAUCAUUUGGCUUCCAUUAGGCCCUUUGAGUGCUGCAGGUAUUUGCCUUUAUGUGGACAAUCUGCUUUUGGAGUCCCUUGUAGAAGUCAGGAAGCUGCGGGCUUCCAUGUAUGCCUAUAAGAGGACUUGAUCACGUUCGUGAUCUCAGUAAGCCAGGUUACCUGUACAUCUGCUGCAUUUUUCCCCAAAGCACCUGUGCGCCAUAAGUACUUAUAAGCAGUAUGAUUCUGAUGCCAAAGAGUAGUUAUGGAAAAUAUUUUGUCUUCUGGUAUUUGUAAAUUAUUUUGUAGCCUUUUAACAAUGGACAUGCAACCAGUAACAACCUUGAGUUCUCACUGAUAUAGCGCUCUAUGAAUAAACUGCAACCUGCUCUGUGAAACUUAUUCUGGUUUACUA
Nymphaea colorata (pocket water lily) is the source of this 965-nucleotide messenger RNA. RefSeq lists its product as uncharacterized. The record is from RefSeq and is a predicted model, not a curated record. The transcript has 8 exons. NCBI's taxonomy places the organism in Eukaryota, Viridiplantae, Streptophyta, Magnoliopsida, Nymphaeales, Nymphaeaceae. The coding region runs from base 112 to 699 and encodes 195 amino acids.